Molecule: messenger RNA, 539 nt
Organism: Plasmodium gaboni
Lineage: Eukaryota; Apicomplexa; Aconoidasida; Haemosporida; Plasmodiidae
Product: exported protein (PHISTa)
Exons: 1
Source: RefSeq, a predicted model, not a curated record
CUAACAAUGAUAUGAAAAAUACUAAUGUGGAAAAUAAAAGUAAUAGUUCUAUGAAUAAUAUAAAUUAUAAUGAUUUGUCAAAAAAUUUAACAGAAAAGGAAUUAUUUGAUGUUUUAAAUUCAUUAAAAGAAUGCCCGCCCAAAGAAGAUCUUAGAAAUUUAUGGACGCACACAUGUGGUGUUGCAAAAGAAGGUUUGGAUAAUAUAUAUCUACAGUUAAAGGCAUCAAUACAAAAAUAUUUAGAUGAUGAUUUUCUUAAUAGGACUGAUCACUCAAGUUAUAAUAGGUUUGUAUAUAACUGUAGAUUGGAAGGACAUAUUUUCAGAUUAAUUCAAGCAGUAGGAAAGGAAGAGGUAGAAUACACUAAAAACCUUUAUAACUUAAUUAAUGGUGAACAUACACUUGAUGAUAUAUUGAAAUUUAUUUAUUCAUUCUUAGAACAUUUAAAAACAUUAAAAAAAGAAUUACAUAAAAAACAUCAAAAGGAACUUUUAGCUGAUGUUGAACAAGAACGUUAUACACGGAUACAUAGGAUGUAA